Aspergillus oryzae RIB40 is the source of this 759-nucleotide messenger RNA. RefSeq lists its product as uncharacterized. Gene Ontology annotation, biological process: regulation of transcription by RNA polymerase II. Bases 1 to 759 code for a protein of 252 amino acids. Gene Ontology annotation, molecular function: DNA-binding transcription activator activity, RNA polymerase II-specific. The record is from RefSeq and is a predicted model, not a curated record. The transcript has 2 exons. Lineage: Eukaryota; Fungi; Ascomycota; Eurotiomycetes; Eurotiales; Aspergillaceae.
AUGCACGCAAUCCUAUGCCUAGGAGCCACUCAUCUCUCCUUAGUUACACCAGACGGAAGUAAAUACACAACUCUAGCCGUCACCCACCGCGGCCAGGCGCUGAGAACGCUAGGCAGCCAGCUAGCCAAAGGAGACCAAUGUAGUAAAACCGAGCUCGACCUAAUGCUAGCAACAGUAUACGCGCUCACAUUCCAAGCCAACUACAUGGCAGACGGACUAUUCGAUUUCGCCAUCAUGGUCCGCGGCUGCAGCAUCAUAACCCGGCGGAUCCUGAACAAAUACAAAAGAAGCGACAUGUUCACAUUGCUCACGUCAGAUCUUAUCAUUACCAACAUCGUGCCACAGCUUCCUCUCACGCCAUAUGCUGAUAGUGAGGAUCUCAACAGAUCCAUUGAGACAUUGGAAAGCAUCGAACCAUUGUUACUGAGUGACAGUCACCGCAAUGCUUACAGUGCUCUGUUGAAUACGUAUAACGCAUUAAAACGCUCGGAGCGCGAUGGCUUCGUUGCUUUUACGGGGUUCUAUGAUGAUUGGGGCAGGAUGAGUAAUCGCGAGUUCAUGGAGUUUCUUGAUCCGGGGAAUUAUGUCUCGCGUAUUCUGUUUUUGCAUUAUGUGGUGGUGUCGAUUAUGUUGCAGCCGGUGUUUCGGAUCCUGAGGAAACCGAGGAUGUUGGUGUUUCCGAAGGAUGAGCUGCCGCUGCUGCAGAGGGGGGUUUAUAUUUAUGAGUGCUUGCCUUCUGAGAUUGGAUUGACACAAUAA